Salvelinus fontinalis (brook trout) is the source of this 4859-nucleotide messenger RNA. RefSeq names its product nematocyst expressed protein 3-like. Gene Ontology annotation, cellular component: MICOS complex. The transcript is spliced from 7 exons. Gene Ontology annotation, biological process: cristae formation. Lineage: Eukaryota; Metazoa; Chordata; Actinopteri; Salmoniformes; Salmonidae. The coding region runs from base 1688 to 2578 and encodes 296 amino acids. The record is from RefSeq and is a predicted model, not a curated record.
AGCCUAGUGGCUGGCAGUGGGAGAAGAUGAAAGGAGAUGGAUUUUGGUCAACAUUCCGCACAUUUUAUCAUUGAUAAAACAUUUGAUCUCAAUACAAUUUUCUGUUCCUAAUACUAAAAUCUGUUAUGACCAGAGUGGACUAAGUUUUAUAGACUUUACCUUUUGUCAAAGUUGUAAAAUAUUGCGUUGUUUAGAAGGAGUGCAAAGUCGAAUUGAGUUAUUGCACACGCUUACUCAACAGAGUAGGCGUUCACUAACGGAAAUAUGUAGAUACAGCUCGAACGAGCCAAUAGGAAUUUGCUAACUCGUGCUUGGCUCUGUCCAUCUCUCUGCUUGUUCUGCCCACUAUGACUAAUUUGUUCCCUUGGAAAAGACGGGCUGUGGUCUAUUUGGGUUUAGUUACACAAAUCUUUGAUGUAACGAUAGCGCAGUGCCUUUGAGGACACGAAAGUGGUUACAGUUUAACAGGAUUUAAAGCGUUUUCCUAUGCUAAAGUUGGUCCCUUGUCGCCACCGGUAGGACACUGAGGGGCGGUACCAUAAUGGCUCCAGUAGUGAAGCUGGCGGCGAUCUCUGCCAGAGGUAGCCUGACUGCCAUUAGGUACCGAGAUGAGAUCCUCAGACCCCUUGUGAGACCAUAUGCUGACACAUGCACAUUUGUGGCCUGCUGGAGGUCAUUUUGCAGGGCUCUGGCAGUGCACCUCCUUGCACAAAGGCGGAGGUAGCGGUCCUGCUGCUGGGUCGUUGCCGUCCUACGGCCUCCUCCACGUCUCCUGAUGUACUGGCCUGUCUCCUGGUAGCGCCUCCAUGCUCUGGACACUACGCUGACAGACACAGCAAACCUUUUUGCCACAGCUCGCAUUGAUGUGCCAUCCUGGAUGAACUGCACUACCUGAGCCACUUGUGUUGGUUGUAGACUCCGUCUCAUGCUACCACUAGAGUGAGAGCACCGCCAGCAUUCAAAAGUGACCAAAACAUCAGCCAGGAAGCAUAGGAACUGAGAAGUUGUCUGUGGUCACCACCUGCAGAAUCACUCCUUUUUUGGGGGUGUCUUGCUAAUUGCCUAUAAUUUCCACCUUUUGUCUAUUCCAUUUGCACAACAGCAUGUGAAAUUUAUUGUCAAUCAAUGUUGCUUCCUAAGUGGACAGUUUGAUUUCACAGAAGUGUGAUUGACUUGGAGUUACUUUGUGUUGUUUAAGUGUUCCCUUUAUUUUUUUGAGCAGUGUAUAUAUACUAUAUAUGGCUCUGAUGGCCUCUUAUCACUGCUGACUUGGUUGUAUUGGCUAAUUUGAAUAUUCAUCAAUAUGGGUUUUUAAGAAUGACAUGCUGGAAGUUUUGGAGUGGCUCUUUAGUUCAGUUAUAGUAAUUGUCUACUUUUACUGAGAAUGCCAUGAGAUCAAUAGACGGUGAGGUACUUUCUAAAAAUUGCAGCUUAUGUUAUCUUGUAAUAUCUCAGCUCUGUUGUUUUUUUUUUUUGCAAACAAGUUUUAUUUUGUACUAAUUUCUGACCGUUGUUUUUCCAGAAUGCUUAUACCUCUGUCAAGGUUGGAGCUGUAACAGUCUAUACUGUUGGACAUGAUACAUAUGAGUUCCUGAGAGAUCCUCCUCCUGGUUUCUUCCCGAGGGUCAGUGUGAUCACAGUCUCUGGGUUAGCUGGUCUGAUCCUGGCAAGGAAAGGGCCACAUCUGAUGAUGUUGGGGGUUCCUCUGGGUAUGGCCACUGUUGGGAUGGCCGUGUGCUACCCCAUUCAGACAGUGGCUGUUGUAAAGAUGACUGGGCAGAAGAUGUAUGCAGCCAACCAGUACACCACCUCAUAUGUGGCAUCAACCUUUAAAUCAAAGCCCAAAGAAGUAACUCCCCCAACUGUCAGUCUUGAGAAGCAGCAAGCCCCACCAGCUCCAAUCCCUGAGACAGAAAUACCUAAGGCAAAGCCCCUCCCUGAAGCUGGAUCAUCGGAACCAGUCAUGCCUGCUGUUGACGAGGCUCCUCCCUCUGAACCUGGCUGUGGCCCAGUCCCCAUAGAAGAGUCUGUUGAGACGGCCCCUGUGCCUUCUGUUGAGACGGCCCCUGUGCCUUCUGUUGAGACGGCCCCUGUGCCUUCUGUUGAGACGGCCCCUGUGCCUUCUGUUGAGACGGCCCCUGUGCCUUCUGUUGAGACGGCCCCUGUGCCUUCUGUUGAGACGGCCCCUGUGCCUUCUGUUGAGACGGCCCCUGUGCCUUCUGUUGAGACGGCCCCUGUGCCUUCUGUUGAGACGGCCCCUGUCGAGGAGCCUGCCCCUGCACCUCCUGGUGAAGAGAUUCCUCCACCUGCCCCUGUUGAGGAGGAAGCUGCUUCUGCACCCCCUGCAGCUGAAGAGGCUGUCCCUGCACCUGUAGAGGAGGUUGCUGCCCCACCUCCUACAGCUGAAGAGACGGCAUCUGCUCCUGUUGAGGAGGCUGCUCCUCCAGCGCCAACAGAGGAGCCAUCUGUGAUUGUAAUAGUAACUGAUGGGAAACCCAAAUUUGCACCCGACCCCAAGCUAGUUGACCUGGGCCAGGUCAGCCCUGAGGAUGAAGACCUGUACAACAUGUGUGGAUGAAGAACGACAGGAGGAAAAGGAGAAGGUGGGGGAUAAGGGAAAACCACAGAAAUGGGAAAAUAAUGUGAUGUGUUAACCUCUGGGAUAUGUGGGACGGAAGCGUCCCACCUGGCCAACAUCCAGUGAAAAUGCAGAGCGCCAAAUUCAAAUAAAUUACUAUAAAAAUUAAACUUUCAUAAAAUCACACAUUCAAAAUACCAAAUUAAAGCAACACUUGUUGUGAAUCCAGCCAACGUGUCAGAUUAAAAAAUAAAAAUAAAUGCUUUACGGCAAAAGCAAACAAUGCUAUUAUCUGAGGAUAGCACCCCAGCUAACAAUCACAGACCAUCAUAUUUCAACCCUCCCGGCGCGACGCAGAAAUAAGGAUAUAAUUCAUGCCUUACCUUUGACGAGCUUCUUCUGUUGGCACUCCAAUAUGUCCCAUAAGCAUCACAAAUUGUCCUUUUGUUCGAUUAAUUCCGUCGAUAUAUAUCCAAAAUGUCCAUUUAUUUGGCGCGUUUGAUCCAGAAAAUAUCUCAAAGGUUAUCUGUAAGCUUUGUCCAAACAUUUCAAACUACUUUUGUAAUACAACUUUAGGUAUUUUUUAACGUAAAUAAUUGAUAAAAUUGAAGACGGAAUGAUCUGUGUUCAAUACCGGAAGAAAACAAUGUGUAGCAUGCUUUCUGGUCAUGUGCCUCUAACAAACAGUACACUUCACUGGAGCCUUAUUCUGAACAUGGCUACUUCUUCAUUUCUGAAAGGAAAAACCUCAACCAAUUUCUAAAGACUGUUGACAUACAGUGGAAGCGAUAGGAACUGCAGGAAGGUCCCUUAGAAAUCUGGAUUCCCAAUGAAACCCCAUUGAAAAGAGUGACCUAAAAAAAAAAAAGAAUCUGAAUGGUUUGUCCUCUGGGUUUUGCCUGCCAAAUAAGUUAUGUUAUAGUCACAGACAUGAUUCAAACAGUUUGAGACUUCAGAGUGUUUUCUAUCCAAUAUUAAUAAUAAUAUGCAUAUAUUAGCAUCUGGGACUGAGUAGGAGGCCGUUUACUCUGGGUACGCUUUUCAUCCAAAUGUGAAAAUGCUGCCCCUUAUCCUAGAGAAGUUAAAGCAACUAUAGUUUUUCAGGUGCCGUUCUCUCUUUACCUCAAGGAUUGGGUACAGUUAGUCACAGGCUGUGUCCUGAUUCUCAACCCUUCUCCCCAUGUGUGUACUUGCACACUUCCUGUCAUGGAUUUACCAAUGGUGGAAACUCCCGCCUCCGGCCAAUAUUUUCACCAAUCCGAUUUGAAUCCAUUACACGGAGAAGGAUGGAGAAUCAGGACGCACACAUACUGUAUUUGAAUUUGAACUCUAGUGUCAUUUGUGUUUCUUUGCAGAGGAGCUUGCAGUUUACAUAGACACCCACAGGGAGCCGGGUGCAGGCCAUCAUCUGCAUCCACCAGAACAAACAGCCAUCUUUACACUCUUCUUCCAGGGCCACAACACAAGGUUUCCUUACCAGCGCUUACACGGAGUGCACAAAACAUUAAGAACACCCUUUGCCCUCAGAACAGCCUCAAUUUGUGGAGUCCACAAAUUAUGUUACUAACCAAACUGGACCAUUACACUAAAUAUAUAUAUAUAUAUUUUUACUUGGGACUUUACUUGGGUCACUGCUAUGCUGUCACUUUUUUUGUCAGCCACAUUCAUGUGGUAAAUGCCUGUUUUUAGUCCGGUCAGUCUAUGCAAAUAUUUUCCAUGUGGCAUUUUGUAAACGAGUGAGUCGUUUUAACACAUAUCCAUGUUUUUAUAGCAUUUGUAAGACUUUAUAGCACCAUAGAACUACUGAGUUGAACCUUUUUGUAAAAACCCAAUGUUUAUGGAUGUGUGCAGCUCUUGCACAAGUUAGACACUCACAAAUAAGCCCACAUAGAGGCACCUGGAGGUCAUGUUACAUUAUGAACUGGCCAGUUUGAUAUGUGUGUUUGGAUCAUUGGAAUAAUGUCCUUGUACUUGAUGUCAGUUAGUAUUUUCAAAAGGAAGUAUUUCAAACAGUUUUGUUUGUAUUUUAAUAGAACUGUCAACAUAUUUAAACUUUAUAUAUAUACAUGGCUAUUUUACAGUACAGCCAAGAGGACAUAUUUUACAUGUUUUAUCACUCCCUCUUUUUUCUUUUUUUUAUAAAUGAAAAUCACUUCACGAAUUGACUGCCUUCAAUUUGAAAUCACCCCAGCCCUGAUCUUCACAAUGAUAAUCAUGUUUCAGAUAUGUGUUCUUUUGUGCAAUAUAAUUGCCAAAUAGGGAAUAAAGGCAUUUUCCUUCA